This is a messenger RNA of Leptomonas pyrrhocoris, 2014 nucleotides long. RefSeq lists its product as hypothetical. Gene Ontology annotation, biological process: regulation of angiogenesis. The coding region runs from base 17 to 2014 and encodes 665 amino acids. The record is from RefSeq and is a predicted model, not a curated record. The transcript has a single exon. NCBI's taxonomy places the organism in Eukaryota, Euglenozoa, Kinetoplastea, Trypanosomatida, Trypanosomatidae. Gene Ontology annotation, cellular component: cytoplasm.
GUUCGUGCACGCAGAGAUGGCUGAUAAGGUGGCGGUCCUUGUCGAACAACUGAGCCAACAAAAUCCUUUUAAUGGCACUGAAGGCUUAGCAGACCCGCCGCGGCCGAGCGCGGCUGCCAUCCCUCGCGAUCGGCCCUCAUUAGAGCAGAUACCGUACAUUCAGCAGCAGAUCAACAUCCUUACCUACAACCACCUUCCUCGCACUUUCUUCUCCCUGGAGAAGCAUCGGUCGCUGCAGAGCAUUUUGAUGACGGCGAAGGAGGCACUCGCAGAGGCGCUGCCGAUCCGCUGCCUGGAGGCAACAUUUUUAGCUCUGCACUUCACCCAGUGCCUCCGCGACAUCGACCGCAUUCCGCUCUCUUUCAAGUCAGAAGCGAACGGCAACACCUACCGCCACAUUGUGCUCGUUUUACGCACCCGCUCUACGCCCUCGCUGUACGGUGCCCUGGGCCUGAGCCGCAAAAGCACUCUCAUGUACAAGCCCGUAACCUUCCACUCCCUCUUUGAUCUCGUGAUGAACUACAGACACGAGUACGAGGUGCUGGGCCACGAGCUGGCGGACAUCAAACUUGGCAUCGCCAUCACGCACGACGAGCACAGCCGAUGGAAUCCGUGCUGGCGGUUCAUUGCACUGAAGCUGAGCCGCUACUGCGGAAACGCCAAUGGUGCUGGCGCCGCAGUGGCAGAAGCGCACGAGGCCGCACCGUCCAGCAGCGCACACCGCGAGUACGCUUCACCCGGCUCCCCGCUGACCCGCAAGAGCGGUGGACACGGCGGUGAACCGUUUUCUCGCACGCCUAACGGCAGCGGCACAGGAUCGGCGUCGUCUCCCUUGAAGCUCCGCUCUCCGCCUCAAGGUGAACUUCACACUCCUUUCACGCGCGGAGAGGGCCAUCUGGAGCGGUCGCACAACGGUGUGCUGUGCGACACGCAGAGCAGCAGCCCGCCCCAUCACCCGUGUUGUACGCCAUCGCUCGGGGCCUCCACGUCUGCGCCUUCCCCGAGCGUCCCCUACUCCUCCAUCGCCGCCGCCGCCACAGGUGCUGCGUCGCGCGUGCCGGACCCGUCACUGGAGAAGUACACACCGCUGGCCAGCUUGCUGUCCAACUACACCCGACUCCUCCCCACCAUUUGCGAGCAGUACUACAAAACCGUCGGCACCAUCGAGUCCGCGAGCCGCGCGACGAAGCUGUGCUACAUGGACCUCGAUACGGCGGAGAAGGACGCCGGCAUUGAGAACCAGCGCCGGCUGCAGUGCAUUGCAGAGAUGCAGUCUCCCCUCAGCCCGGAGGCGCGGCGGGUGGCCGCCAACCGGCAGCUGCGCUCCGCAAAGAAGGAGCACACAAGCUCGAAGAAGCCGGCCGCCAACCGGGGCGGCAGUGGUGACGUCAGCAGCGCCAAGCAGCGAGAGCUCAGCAGCAACGACGGCCGUCCCGCAAAGCGCCGAUCGCCCGCGUCGCCUGGCCUCUCCAGCGGUGACCCCAAGAAGAACGCAGUGCCCGCUGCGACCGCUGCGUCGCCUACGCCUCGGCAGAAUCGCUCGCCGCGCACACGUCCUGCGCCGGCCGCUCCGAGAGCGACUACCACUACGACGUCCAAUCACACCGGCGUUAUGGCAGCACCGCCUCCAUUGCCGAUGACGUCGUUUGCAGCGGUUCCUGUUCCGUCAACCACCACGACGCUGGCGGCCGCAUUGGCGGAGUCCGGUCACAGCCUGCGCAAUCCGCUCGCCUUUGAAGGAACGACGGUGGAUGCGCACAGCAUCUGCAGCUCCAUCUCGGCGGAUCAGGCGAGCACGGAGGGCUACGCGACGCCGCUGGAUGGCCGCCACAGCACGGAGGAGGAUGAGGAGGAGCCCGGCGCUCCCCCGCUCACUCCACGCAACUACGAUGCCACAAAACCGACGACGCCGUACGACGCCUUCCUCCGCACCCCGUCGUCGUCGAGUGAUCUUUUUUCGAGCCCGGCGCCGUUGAACAACACGAUAUCGGCACCGCUCGAGCUCUCGCCGUGA